CGUCAAAGUAAGACAGCCUUAGAGACAGCUGCGUUGCUCGGCAAUAUACCUAGUACAAUGCACUAUACAUUUGAUUUCGCCCAGAACGUCACACUUCCGCAUCAUGCUCGUCAGAUGGGACCUCUUUACUUCUUGUCAUUGAAAAAGGUUACAAUUUAUCUACCAUUUCUUUGUUUCUCAUCUCAUUUGUAUUUACAAUGCGUUAUUUAGAAUGCAGACUAUAACUUAUCAAUUAUCUGCCAAUUUUCAACGCGCCUUUUCAGUAAUUUAUGGUUGAAUUUCAAACACGCAUGAAUAAAUCUACGGACACCGGCUGGCCAGUGAUAAAUUACCAAACAUUUGAAUUACAUUAUCAUACUGCAACUAAAAAAAAAACACUUUAUAAAAAUAAGUAACGGAAGUAGAUUCUCGUCCAAAGACAUUAUUAGAUAAACGUUCUACACAUUCUAAAAAUGCACGCAUGUGCAAAUUAUACCAUAAUGAAGUUAUUUCAAUUUUUGUGCCAGCAUUUUUUGAUGAGAGCCAGUGCAUCGGCGUAGACGGAAAGCUGUCACACGGUCCAAAUGCUGUUAUUAGUAUGAUGCACCAUGCUUUCCAACGCGUUGGUAAACAGGAAGAUAAUUGUUCAUUACAUGCUGAUAACUGCGCUGGACAAAACAAAAACAGAUAUGUGUUAGCCUAUCUUUCAUGGCGUGUAAUGACAGGACUGCACAAAAGAAUUGACCUACACAUGCAGAUUCCUGGUCACAGUAGAUGUCUUGUAGACGCUGGAUUUGCAAAUUUUAAGAGAUUAUACAGGCGAUGUGAUGCAGAUUCCUUGCUUGAUCUUGUAAAUCAAGUAAACAAGUCUUCAACCGUUAACGAAUCAGUGAGCUACCCAGAAUGGACAUGGUUUGACUGGAAGACAUACUUUAAUCAGUACUACAAAGCCCUACCGGGAAUUUCAUCAUAUCAACAUUUCAGAAUUGAGCACAAUAGACCUGGCGAGGUAACUGUGAGGAAAACUCCCGAUGGUGACGAAAGAUCGUUCAAACUCUUACGAUAUUCGGACACUACGUUCACUGCAGAACAAAUGCCACCUGUACUACUGUCAGGCGGUCUCUCAUUUGAAAGACAGAUGUACUUAUACAGAUCUGUACGUCCAUACGUGCGACAAAAUUCGCAAGAUGAAACGUGCCCGCUACCUACAAGAGAAGAGUAACUCUUCCGCUGGAAAUACAAUAAAAAAAAAUCUAUGUACUGAAAAUCUAAAAAUUGAUAAAUAGAGGAUAUUAAAUGAGUGUAAGUUCAAUACUGAAUUUAUUGCACGAGUUGAAUAAAAUUAUAUUAUGCGAGCCUCUGGCGAGCAUAAUAUUAUUUUAUUCAACGAGUGCAAUAAAUUCAGUAAUGAACUUACACGAAUUUAAUAUUCUAUUUAUCACAUACCCAAAAUAAAGACCAUUUAAAGUGAAAAAAGAGUCAUUUUUAAUUGACUCGCCUAUAGUAUAACGCUAACAUGUCGUGCGUCUUUACACUAUGUUUGUAUAACGCUAAUGACGUCACGUCAAAAUAUAUGCACGGCCGUGCAAUACCAUAUUUACGGAGUCGCAAAAUCGGCACGGGUGUGUGAUAAUAUAGUAUACUGGAAAAAAGACUGUGCACACAUAUGUGAACGACGUUGUUUAUUAUUUGAAUAAUCAAUUUUGCAUGCAUUGUCUUAUUUGAAAAUAUUUUUCCAGGAUAAUUAUGUUAAGCAAAAUAAUUUUCCGUUUAGUCAAUCUGACGUACUUUUUAACAACGUCGUACUUUUAAACGACGUCGUUACCAACGUCAACUUAAACGCCGUCACCAGCAACAGGUGUGUGAU
Ruditapes philippinarum (Manila clam) is the source of this 1846-nucleotide messenger RNA. RefSeq lists its product as uncharacterized. The record is from RefSeq and is a predicted model, not a curated record. The transcript is spliced from 4 exons. Lineage: Eukaryota; Metazoa; Mollusca; Bivalvia; Venerida; Veneridae. The coding region runs from base 461 to 1201 and encodes 246 amino acids.